Molecule: messenger RNA, 2037 nt
Organism: Artibeus jamaicensis (Jamaican fruit-eating bat)
Lineage: Eukaryota; Metazoa; Chordata; Mammalia; Chiroptera; Phyllostomidae
Gene: GRWD1
Product: glutamate rich WD repeat containing 1
Exons: 7
Coding region: 29-1366 (445 amino acids)
Molecular function (GO): protein binding
Source: RefSeq, a predicted model, not a curated record
CUCGCGCCCAUGGUGAGAGGCUUCUAAGAUGGCGGCGCGCAAGGGUCCGCGGCGCACGUGUGAAACAGAGGAACCCAUGGAGGCCGAGUCUCACGACGCAGGGUCGGAGGGUCCGGCCCAGGUCUACCUGCCUGGCCGGGGGCCUCCGCUGCGCGAAGGAGAGGAGUUGGUCAUGGACGAGGAGGCCUACCUGCUGUACCACCGAGCGCAGACUGGCGCCCCCUGUCUCAGCUUUGACAUAGUCCGGGAUCACCUUGGAGACAAUCGGACAGAGUUUCCUCUUACGCUUUACCUCUGUGCUGGGACCCAGGCGGAGAGCGCCCAAAGCAACAGAUUAAUGAUACUUCGAAUGCACAAUCUGCACGGCACGAAGCCCCCGCCAUCAGAGGGCAGCGAUGAAGAGGAGGAGGAAGAUGAAGAGGAUGAAGAAGAGCGGAAGCCUCAGCUGGAACUGGCUAUGGUGCCCCACUAUGGUGGCAUCAACCGAGUUCGGGUGUCGUGGCUGGGCGAGGAGCCGGUGGCCGGGGUGUGGUCGGAGAAGGGCCAGGUGGAGGUGUUUGCACUGCGGCGGCUCCUGCAGGUGGUCGAUGACCCCCAGGCCCUGGCGAUCUUCCUCCGGGAUGAGCAAGCCCGCACAAAGCCCAUCUUUGCCUUCGCUGGCCAUAUGGGCGAGGGCUUUGCUCUGGACUGGUCCCCCCGUGUGCCUGGGCGCCUGUUGACAGGUGACUGUCAGAAGAACAUCCACCUGUGGACGCCCACAGACGGCAGCUCCUGGCAUGUGGACCAGCGGCCUUUUGUGGGCCACACACGCUCCGUGGAGGACCUGCAGUGGUCUCCGACCGAGGACACGGUAUUUGCAUCCUGCUCCGCUGAUGCCUCCAUUCGCAUCUGGGACAUCCGGGCAGCCCCCAGCAAGGCCUGCAUGCUCACCACGGCCACCGCCCAUGACGGGGACGUCAACGUCAUCAACUGGAGCCGCCGGGAGCCCUUCCUGCUCAGUGGUGGGGAUGACGGGGCCCUCAAGGUCUGGGACCUGCGGCAGUUCAAGUCUGGCUCCCCAGUGGCCACCUUCAAGCAGCACGUGGCCCCUGUGACCUCCGUUGAGUGGCAUCCCCAGGACAGUGGGGUCUUCGCGGCCUCGGGUGCGGACAACCAGGUCACGCAGUGGGACCUGGCCGUGGAGCGGGACCCUGAAGCGGGCGGCGCAGAGAACGACCCCGGCCUGGCUGACCUCCCACAGCAGCUGCUGUUUGUGCACCAGGGCGAGACAGACCUCAAGGAGCUGCACUGGCACCCGCAGUGCCCCGGGGUCCUGGUCAGCACCGCCCUGUCUGGCUUCACCGUCUUCCGCACCAUCAGUGUCUGAGGCGGCCUGGCCGCGCCUGGCCCGGCCUCGCCAGGGAACCGGAGUUUGGGUUGGUUCCCCUGGAAGGGACACACACUCAGAGCCGGCGACCAGCCCCCUCCUAAAGAAGGACCUUGCUUGGCCCGCUGGCCACCAUGGUGGCUCCUCUUGGACUUAAACUGUGCUUGGAAAGGGUUUGUCUGCUCCGGAGACCCCUCUCUUGCCGAAGGACAGGAUUGACUCGCAACCCCGUAAAACAACCUGAUUUGGUCUAAUGACCCCUCUGGCCAAAGGACUUGGUUUGACCCACGGCCCUCCGAAGAAACCACUGGGUCUGACUCCAGGGACCCCACCCGCCCAAAAACUUGGUUCAGCCCAGUGAUUCCCCCCCCCCAGACACCACCCUCAGAGGACUCUGUCCCCCGUUUCCUGGGGGAUCCAGUGUGGCCCCAAUUGCUAUGGGUAUUUUGUCAGCCAUGGCACCUGGCCCGACCCUCUGGCCCCCUAGAACCCAAUGGCUUCACACUGGCUGGACCAGAUUUGAGGGGUGGGCUUCACCAGCAGGAUUAGAGUCUAUCCCUUCCUGCCACCAGGACUAAACAGUCGGGGCGGGGGGGGGGCUGCAUGGGCCUCUCCCCUCCUCCCUGGGGAGGAGGAGAUUCGGGGCUCCUAAGAGGCAGUAAAGGGCCGGA